Umbelopsis ramanniana AG is the source of this 1199-nucleotide messenger RNA. RefSeq lists its product as uncharacterized. The transcript is spliced from 8 exons. Gene Ontology annotation, molecular function: ATP hydrolysis activity; DNA clamp loader activity; ATP binding. Gene Ontology annotation, cellular component: nucleus; DNA replication factor C complex. The coding region runs from base 37 to 1077 and encodes 346 amino acids. NCBI's taxonomy places the organism in Eukaryota, Fungi, Mucoromycota, Umbelopsidomycetes, Umbelopsidales, Umbelopsidaceae. Gene Ontology annotation, biological process: DNA repair; DNA-templated DNA replication. The record is from RefSeq and is a predicted model, not a curated record.
CUCGACGCGUACCGAACUUUUUUUUCUGCCUCCACAAUGUCUACAUUUUUCCAGAAUGCUCGGGUUGCUUCUGCAAAUAAUGGACAACUUCCUCCCGAAGCACAACCAUGGGUAGAGAAAUAUCGGCCGAAGUCUAUGAACGAGAUCGCAUCUCAGGAACAAGCAGUACAAGUGUUGAAAAAAGCAUUAACAUCAAACAAUCUUCCUCAUUUACUGUUUUACGGACCUCCUGGAACAGGCAAAACUUCAACCAUUUUAGCACUUGCCCGCGAACUUUUUGGUCCAGAACUGAUAAGGUCUCGUGUUCUUGAACUUAAUGCGUCUGAUGAACGUGGAAUCCAAAUCGUUCGCGAAAAAGUCAAGAACUUUGCCAGAACCACCGUAACCGCUACUGUAGAUGAUUACCCAUGUCCACCGUACAAAAUUAUCAUUCUCGACGAGGCUGAUUCUAUGACAACCGAUGCUCAGUCCGCACUACGACGAACAAUGGAGACAUACUCUAAGACAACUCGAUUUUGCUUAGUCUGCAACUAUGUCUCGAGAAUUAUCGAACCAUUGACAUCUCGUUGCGCAAAGUUUCGAUUCAAGCCAUUGCCGAUUGAAAAAUUGAAGGAGAGAAUUGCCAUGGUUUGUGAGCAAGAAGGCGUACAGAUUGAACCUGAGGCUACUAGUACGCUGAUUAAAGCUUCCAAUGGAGAUCUUCGUAAAGCUAUCAUGUUCCUUCAAAGCGGUGCAAAGCUUCAUGCAGGAGAGAAGAUUGUGGCUUCCUCUAUCAAUGAAAUGGCAGGCAUUGUUCCACCUGAAGUCAUGAGCUCCCUUACUGCUGCCUGGUACAGCACUGAGUACCAGGAGAUAAGUAAGAUUGUAAACGAAGUGAUGAAUGCUGGCUUUUCUGCUGAGCAAAUUCUGUCACAGAUGCAUGACCAUCUCGUUACAGACGGAGAUCUAUCAGCAUACAAAAAGGCAAAGAUAUCACUCGUUCUUGGCGAAGUAGACUUGUGCUUGAUCAAUGGAGCUGAUGAGCAUUUACAGAUCCUCAAUUUAAUGCUUAAAGCAGCAGACAUUGUUACUCACUAGAAGCGGUCCCAGCGAAAACGAGUCUUCUCUGUACACCCUAAUCACAACCUUUUUCUUCUGUACAAUAUCUAAAACAUAAAUUCAUUCAAUAACAAUAAGACAAAACAAAACAAAAAAAGAAA